AAGGGCCGCGGCGCGACGGCCGGGGGUGCGGAGCCGAGCCUGCGACCCACAAAGCCGCUGCUGCUGCCGCCGCUGCCGCCGCCGCCGCCGCCGCGAUGGGGCUGUGAGGCGUCCGCCUGCACUCGGUCCUCCGCCGGCCCGCGACUAUGCCCGGCCGCGCCCGCCCUCCGCGCCCUCCCGCCGCAGGACCAUGAGGCCACGCUCGGGCGGGCGCCCAGGGGCCCCGGGCCGCCGCCGCCGCCGCCGCCCCCGCGGCCCCCGCGGCCACCGCCUGCCGCCGCCGCCACCGCUGCCGCUGCUGCUCGGGCUGCUGCUGGCGGUCGCGGGGCCCGGCGCGGCGCGGGCCAAGGAGACGGCGUUUGUGGAGGUGGUGCUGUUCGAGUCGAGCCCGAGCGGCGACUACACCACCUACACCACCGGCCUCACGGGCCGCUUCUCGCGGGCCGGAGCCACGCUCAGCGCGGAGGGCGAGAUCGUGCAGAUGCACCCACUGGGCCUAUGUAAUAACAAUGACGAAGAGGACUUGUAUGAAUAUGGCUGGGUAGGAGUGGUGAAGCUGGAACAGCCAGAAUUGGACCCGAAACCAUGCCUCACUGUCCUGGGCAAGGCCAAGCGAGCAGUGCAGCGGGGAGCCACUGCAGUCAUCUUUGAUGUGUCUGAAAACCCAGAAGCAAUCGACCAGUUAAACCAGGGCUCGGAAGACCCACUCAAGAGGCCGGUGGUGUAUGUGAAAGGUGCAGAUGCCAUAAAGCUGAUGAACAUCGUCAACAAGCAGAAAGUGGCUCGAGCAAGGAUCCAGCACCGGCCCCCUCGACAACCCACGGAGUACUUUGACAUGGGGAUUUUCCUGGCCUUCUUUGUCGUGGUCUCCUUGGUCUGCCUCAUCCUCCUUGUCAAAAUCAAGCUGAAACAGCGACGCAGUCAGAAUUCCAUGAACAGGCUGGCUGUGCAGGCUCUGGAGAAGAUGGAAACCAGAAAGUUCAACUCCAAGAACAAGGGGCGCCGGGAGGGGAGCUGUGGGGCCCUGGACACGCUCAGCAGCAGCUCCACAUCCGACUGUGCCAUCUGCCUUGAGAAGUACAUUGACGGAGAGGAGCUGCGGGUUAUCCCCUGUACUCACCGCUUUCACAGGAAGUGCGUUGACCCCUGGCUGCUGCAGCACCACACCUGCCCCCAUUGUCGGCACAACAUCAUAGAACAAAAGGGAAACCCAGGAGCUGUGUGCGUGGAGACCAGCAACCUUGCACGCAGCCGGCAGCAGAGGGUGAUUUUGCCGGUGCACUACCCCGGCCGUGUGCACAGGACCAAUGCCAUCCCAGCCUAUCCUACAAGGACAAGCAUGGACUCCCACGGGAACCCCGUCACCCUCCUGACCAUGGACCGGCAUGGGGAACAGAGCCUCUACUCACCACAGACCCCCACCUACAUCCGAGGCUACCCACCCCUCCACCAGGACCACACCCUGGCCUCUCACCGCUGUGGCCUGGAGCACCGGGCCUACUCCCCAGCCCACCCUUUCCGCAGGCCCAAGUUCAGCGGCCGCAGCUUCUCCAAGGCAGCUUGCUUCUCCCAGUAUGAGACCAUGUACCAACACUACUACUUCCAGGGCCUCAGCUACCCGGAGCAGGAGGGUCAGGCCCCACCCAGCCUCGUUCCCAGGGGCCCAUCUCGUGCCUUCCCCCCAAGUGGCAGUAGUAGUCUGCUCUUCCCCACCGUGGUGCACAUGGCCCCACCCUCCCACCUGGAGAGUGGCAGCACGUCCAGCUUCAGCUGCUACCACGGCCACCGCUCGGUGUGCAGUGGCUACCUGGCAGACUGCCCAGGCAGCGACAGCAGCAGCAGCAGCAGCUCCGGCCAGUGCCACUGCUCUUCCAGCGACUCGGUGGUAGACUGCACUGAGGUCAGCAACCAGGGCGUGUAUGGGAGCUGCUCCACCUUCCGCAGCUCCCUCAGCAGCGACUAUGACCCCUUCAUCUAUCGCAGCCGGAGCCCCUGUCGCACCAGUGAUGUCGGGGGCUCAGGCAGCUCAGGUCGGGGGCCCGUCGUGCGCCUCGAGGGCUCCCCACCACCGGAGGAGCUCCCGGCAGCCCACAGUCAAGGUGCUGGGCGGGGAGAGCCUUGGCCUGGCCCUGCCUCUCCCUUGGGGGACCAGCUGUCCACCUGCAGCCUGGAGAUGAACUACAGCAGCAACUCCUCCCUGGAGCACAGGGGGCCCAACAGCUCUACCUCAGAAGUGGGGCUCGAGGCUUCUGGGGCCGCCCCAGACCUCAGGAGGACCUGGAAGGGGGGCCACGAGGGGCCAUCAUGUGCCUGCUGCUGUGAGCCCCAGCCCUCCGCACUGGAGCCUAGUGCAGGAGCGGCCCGGGGCAGCACCUUGUUCCUGGGCCCUCCACUCUGUGAGGGCUGUGGCCCCACGGGUGUGGAGCCACAGCCAGGAGGCCCCCAGGGCCUAUACGGCCUUCACCCAGACCAUUUGCCCAGGACAGAUGGAGUGAAAUAUGAGGGCCUGCCCUGCUGCUUCUAUGAAGAGAAGCAGGUGGCCCGUGGCGGCAGAGGGGGCAGCGGCUGCUACACUGAGGACUGCUCGGUGAGCGUGCAGUACACGCUUGCCCAGGAGCCCCCGCCCAGCUGCCACCCUGGGACCCGGGACUUGAGCCAGCGCAUCCCCAUCAUUCCGGAGGAUGUGGACUGUGACUUGGGCCUGCCCUCGGAUUGCCAAGGGACCCAUGGCCUCAGCCCCUGGGGUGGGACGCUGGGCCUCGACGUCCUGAAGCCCCACAGGGGCCUGGGGGGAACCCAGGAAGAAGAGCGGGUCCUACGCUGCCAGCCCAGGGCUCCACUGCCACCUGGCUGCCCUCUGGAGGAGGCAGGGCCCACCAGGGCCAGCUUCCCCGGUGCCUCCCAGGACACUCAGGAGUCCAGUGCCACAGUCUCUGAGGCUGCAGGACAGAGAUCUCGGCCAGCAGACAGCGGUGGCACAGGAGCCUGAGCCCAGAAGGAACUCUGGAAAUGGGAACUGUACAGAGACUCCAAACUCUGACUUCCUUCACAAAAGAAAAAAAAAAUUUUUUUUUAGCUUUGACAAACACACAAAAGUGGUAAUAAAGAGAGCCCUACUUCUCAACCCAAAAUGUGAGCCCCCUGUGGCAACCGCCCCCCCUCCCAUUAACAAACCAACAGACAAAAUUCUCUGAGUCUUUGCCUUUUUUGAUAACAUGUUAUCCUCCUGUUUUGUAAAGUGUGUGUGCUUGGGGUUCUGAGGUGUGUGGGAUUGAGUUCUCGGCUUUGUUUUUUAAGAUAUUAUAUGUAAAUGUAAAAAGUUAUUUAAAUAUAUAUUUUAAAGAACCCUAACCGCCAACUUUUGCUGAAAAAAGAAAAUCACUGCUGCAUUAAUUGAACCACAUCAUGUGUAGAUACUGUUGUCUCCCUGGAGGGAGCUCAGGCCUUUGAAAAGCUCAGGGCUACACCUGCCUUAGAAAAUGAACCAGAAACUUGAAGUAAAGCUAGUCGAUAUGGGUACAAACUCUGAGGAACAAUGCAAUGCUGCCUCUUUCUCAUGGCAAAUCCCAAUGUACAAAAUUUCAGGUCUUCUCCGAAGCCAUGCUUCUCCAGCUACACCUGUGGGCAGCCGAUGGGAACAGCCAGGAGUAGGGUAGACGGUCUGCAGCACUGGGCAGCUGGGACAGGCCAUUGCUUCAGAAGCCCCAGGGUGACAGGGACAAUUCUGCCCGGUGUCCUUGGUCUGUUUCCUGGAAUCCUCCUAAGGUAAAGGAGAGAGUUCACAGUCAUGAUGUUGGGCUUCCUGCCAUUGGCUGCAGAAAUGGUUCGACGGGGUAUAUGGGGACAAACACUCAGGGGGAAUGUUGUUUGCAGCUUUGGCGUUAUGAAGGGACUAGGGACUGAGGGCGUGCCGGAGCUGCUGCAUCCUUGGGCUGCUUUCCUGGGGGGCACAGGGCCAGGACCCCAUCGGAUCUGCACCAAGCUGCAUUCGAAUGACACAUUUCCCAUCCCAUUUCCCACAGAAGCACUGCUUCAGGGUUAUUCAGCUCUGCUCACAGCUGAAGUUGCUCAUCUCACCUGCACGUGUCUACUAUCCUUUCUACCUAAUGCACUAUUAUGUAUUGAUUCUCCAUGAGACAGAGAAAGAGACUAUCAGAUAGUUUAGACCCAAAGGGCAAGUUUUUGUAUAUGUUUCCAGCCUUUGGUGGUUUUAUUGUUUUUGUUUUGUUUUUGUUUUUUUGGGGAGAGAGAGGGAGAGUUUAAAAACCCAAACCAUUUUUUAAAAGAUAUUUCCAUUAUAAAAGGGAGAAUCUAUUUAAAGGUAUUUCAGAUCAGGGAUUGUCAUCCUUUUUGUCCAAUGUAUUUCUUGUUCUUAAAGAAGAAACUAAUCACAUUAGCCCCAUGUUUACUAACUCUUCUGGUCACUUUUGUCUAUUCAGAUAAUGUGGUGCCACCUGAAAAGCUCCUGUUUGUGAAAUAGGAACCCUGGGAGCUGGUCCUCUGUAGGGGGCGAAAUAGAGACCACCCUUCGUUGCCAGGAGACUGUACUCACUCUUCUCCAGUUGGGCUCUGGGGUAGUCAGCCCAGGGUCCAGAACAGAACAUUGUGAAUGAGAAUCUCACUGUAUUGGAAUCCUUUUUUCUUAAAAACCCCAGCCUGUGAUGAGGAAAUUGACUUAAUUCUAGCCAGGAUUUGACAGAAGGAAAUUCCAGUGUCAAAUGAUUGAGCCAUUUGCCAUUUAGGAACUUACCCUUUUGCCAUUUGGUAAGAUUUGUCCUCCAGCCUCUAAGGUGCAGCCCCUUGGGGGUUGCUCCCCCCAGUCCUGUGCCCAGCACACCUGUUGGCGAGGGUGUGAGAAGCGCCUAAGCUGUUGACAUGUGAUCUGGGCUGCCUUUAUUUCUCGAGCCAGGACUAGCAGCUGCUAAGGACAACAGCUUGCAUUAUGUAGUUCUGGGGAAGGGGGGG
Molecule: messenger RNA, 4965 nt
Organism: Pteronotus mesoamericanus
Lineage: Eukaryota; Metazoa; Chordata; Mammalia; Chiroptera; Mormoopidae
Gene: ZNRF3
Product: zinc and ring finger 3
Exons: 9
Coding region: 191-2989 (932 amino acids)
Biological process (GO): Wnt receptor catabolic process; negative regulation of canonical Wnt signaling pathway; ubiquitin-dependent protein catabolic process
Cellular component (GO): plasma membrane
Molecular function (GO): ubiquitin protein ligase activity; frizzled binding
Source: RefSeq, a predicted model, not a curated record